Molecule: messenger RNA, 582 nt
Organism: Rhipicephalus sanguineus (brown dog tick)
Lineage: Eukaryota; Metazoa; Arthropoda; Arachnida; Ixodida; Ixodidae
Product: RNA-binding protein 25-like
Exons: 3
Coding region: 1-582 (193 amino acids)
Source: RefSeq, a predicted model, not a curated record
AUGGAUUGGGAGAAGUUGGCGGCCAUGGCCAAAGACUUAGGGAUGGAUAAGGAGGAGACGACGAGGUUUUUUGAGGUCGCUCAGAAGGAGCAUGACAAGCAGCUCGCACUGCAAGAACGGGCACGCGAAGCGGAGUACGAGCGUGCGCGUGAAGAACACGAGCGCGAAAAGGAACGUGCGCGUGAAGAACACGAGCGCGAAAAGGAACGUGCGCGUGAAGAACACGAGCGCGAAAAGGAACGCGCGCGUGAAGAGCACGAGCGCGAAAGGGAACGUGCGCGCGAACAGCACGAGCGCGAGAAGGAGAUCCUCGAGCUUAAGCUGAAGCUAGCCGAGGUGAACGCUUGUCCGCGUGGCGACCCUAGUAACGCGAGUACCCCCACGUGCAGCAAGAACUUAGCAGUAUUUUUGAAAGAGAGGAAGCUAAGCACAGUAGAGGAGAUGGCAAAGCAAGCGGACCAGUUCGUAGAGGCUCAGGGUCUAAGGAACUUAGAAAAAGGCGACAGAGACGAUCACAAGGAAGAAGAGAGCAACAGUGAGGCCCCAAGGGAGUUUUCUAGCGAGGACAGGGAUGAGCUCUGA